Dentiscutata heterogama is the source of this 202-nucleotide messenger RNA. The record is from the annotation of a GenBank genome assembly. Lineage: Eukaryota; Fungi; Glomeromycota; Glomeromycetes; Diversisporales; Gigasporaceae.
AUCUUGAAAAUGUUUGGAAUGAAUUUUACAAUUCUGGCAUUGAUCUAGAAAAACCACUACAACCACAGGCCACUCAAGUAAUCUACCUGAUUUUAACGUCUUUUCAAAUACCUGCUGAAUUUAUACAUUUACUGGAAUCAGAAGUUUUCAAUCAUGGUGAAGCUACAAAUAAAAAUUCAAAUUCAGCAUGGAAGCAAUUUGG